AUGGGAAACGAAUAACCUAAGCCUUAAGCUCCUAAACCUACAAUUGACGAUGCAAUUUUGGAUAUGAAAUUGGCAUCAAAGAGAUUUGCCAAUGAAUCAAGAAGAUGCGAGAAGGAGAAAGAUAAAUUAAUGAACCAAGCAAAAGUAGCUUUAUAGAAAAACAAUGAGGAAGGUGCAAGACUAUUCUUAACAUCAGCCAUGAAUAAACAGAAGGAAGCAGAGAGCUUAUAGAAGAUGGCACAUAAAAUGGAUCAUAUGCAAGGCAUUAUAAAAUCAAGCACAAACCAAACUAAAACAGUGGAAGCUCUUGCAAAAAUUAGUCCUCUCAUGAGUUAAUAAAUUUAAAACAUGCCCUUAGAGUUGGUUUAUCAAAACAUGAAUCAAUUUGAGAAAGCAAUGGAUGAAAUGACAGUGUAAGGAAACAUAAUGACAGGAAUGAUGAACCAAAAUAACAACAUAGGAUAAGAUUUGGCAAUCGAUUAAAUGAUGGGAUAAUUAAAAUAAGAAUUGCAUAGUGAGGUGGCCAACGAUUUAAAUGCCAAUCCUAAUGUUCUCUUUAAGGAGUUGAACCAACAGAAUCCAUAAUAAAAUGCUCAACCGAUUAGUAAUAACUAAAUUAAAUGA
This is a messenger RNA of Paramecium tetraurelia, 624 nucleotides long. RefSeq lists its product as uncharacterized. The transcript has 4 exons. Gene Ontology annotation, cellular component: ESCRT III complex; multivesicular body. Gene Ontology annotation, biological process: endosome transport via multivesicular body sorting pathway; protein transport; late endosome to vacuole transport. NCBI's taxonomy places the organism in Eukaryota, Ciliophora, Oligohymenophorea, Peniculida, Parameciidae. The record is from RefSeq and is a predicted model, not a curated record.